CUGCGCAAGUACAUCCAACAACUGCACAAGCUUUUUAUUCAACAACCAUGCCAACUCAUCAAACUGAAGAAUUAACCAAACAAAGAUAUCCUAAUAUUAGAGUUCCAAGAUCGAUUGAUAACUGGAUAAAUGAAACUAAUGAAAUUAACCACAAUUUUGAUGUUGAAAUUGAUAUUAAUGAUAGCGGUAACGAUUAUCUAAUAGACUUUUUAAUGGAUGAAAUACGACUUGAAGACUUUAAUGAAGAGGUGAAUCAUUCACGAUUGUGUCUCAA
Funneliformis mosseae is the source of this 274-nucleotide messenger RNA. The record is from the annotation of a GenBank genome assembly. Lineage: Eukaryota; Fungi; Glomeromycota; Glomeromycetes; Glomerales; Glomeraceae.